AUGCAGGGCAGCCUAUGCAAGCUUCAGGGAAGACGAUUCCCAGCCAAAUGCCUUAAGUUGUUCUCCUUCAGUCUGCUCAUCACAUCACUAGCUCUGUGGGGUCAAGUUGCUAAUGCGGCUUUUGGUCUCACUACCACCACUGACUCCUAUGUGGUUGAUGCUGGUUCAUCGAACCCGUUGAAAUUCACCGUCAAUCAUAAUAAUUGUGACAUCAGUUCGAUCAACUGUUAUGGCUCAGAGCUGCAGUAUCAGUCGACUGGAUCACAUAUUGGAUCCGGUCUUGGCACUGCGACGGUUUCUGCGACAACAACUAGUGAGCAAAGUCUGAACCAUGCGAGAGACAGGAGAAUGAUUAAGAUAGGUGAUUACAUCAAGAUAACUUGUAAGACUGAUACGUUGAUUCAUUACUAUGUUGUGUACCUUGGGGAUCCGAUUAUCUAUAUGGCAACUUAUACAUCUGCCGAACCUUCGAUCGGAGAACUGCGAUACAUUGCCCGGCUGAACGCGGACCUCCUCCCCAAUGAGGAGCCAUUCGGCGAUGUCUCUAAACUUGACGGCGGUACUGCUAUCGAGGGAUCUGAUGUUACGUCGCACGCUUACGGUGGCGAGUUCCUUGUCGAUGGAGAAACACGGAGCAAGUUCUACUCCAGCGAUCGAUUCAUCGAUGACCACAGACACUUGCCCAUUCGCGUCUGCAUGAUUAUUAACCAGUACGAAACAGGCGGCUGGCGGACCAUUCCAUCGAACUCGGGCCACGUCCAAACCGAAUCCUACCGUCAGGGUCUGCACGGCCCAUACUUGAUGUACUUUAGCCGCAGUGGUACCCCCAGCACCGACAUCGAUACCUCAUUCUUUGCGGACCUGAACAUUGAGGGAUACGUCGCCACUUCUGGGAGGGGAUACGUUAAGGGUACUGCGUCGGGAGCGGACGAUUCCUUAGACUGGGUGGUCCACUGGUACAAUGACGCCGCGCAAUACUGGACAUAUACCUCUUCAAGUGGAAGCUUCACCUCGCCGGCGAUGAAGCCUGGCACUUAUACUAUGGUCUAUUACCAAGGCGAAUAUGUCGUGGCUACAUCAUCUGUGAAAAUCACGGCUGGGUCAACAACGUCAAAGAAUAUCUCUGGAUCUAUGAAUACCGGAACAACCAUCUUCAAAAUUGAAAGACCAGCCGGCUUCCGUAACGCUGCGAACCAACUCCGCAUGCAUCCCUCGGACAACCGAAUGUCCUCAUGGAGCCCGGGCACAUACAAACGACUUUCCUAUGGCAAUUUCAAAUCCGUUAACUCGCCGCUGACAAUUAGCUUCACGACGACUUCCUCACAAACCGGCGCUGCGACAUUGAGAAUCGGAACGACUCUUUCCUUUGCAGGUGGUCGUCCUCAAGCUACUGUCAACAGUUACAAGGGGUCUAUCCCCUCCGCUCCCACCGAUCUGAGUUCGCGAGGUGUUACCCGAGGUGCAUACCGCGGUCUUGGCGAGAUUUACGAUGUAUCGAUCCCGGUGAGAACUAUUGUCGCGGGAACCAAUACGGUAAUGGGCUACUUACCACGGAUUUUGGAUCAGUGCAUCAAUGGAUUUAGAUCACCGUCUCUGUCGUCUCCGGUAGCUCGGGGGAUACGAAUUCAUGUGGCUACCAGCAGGCCAUUAUUUGACAAAUAG
Penicillium maclennaniae is the source of this 1662-nucleotide messenger RNA. It is a transcript of the gene rglA, whose product is annotated as putative rhamnogalacturonase B. Lineage: Eukaryota; Fungi; Ascomycota; Eurotiomycetes; Eurotiales; Aspergillaceae. Gene Ontology annotation, biological process: pectin catabolic process. Gene Ontology annotation, molecular function: carbon-oxygen lyase activity, acting on polysaccharides; carbohydrate binding. Bases 1 to 1662 code for a protein of 553 amino acids. The record is from RefSeq and is a predicted model, not a curated record. The transcript is spliced from 9 exons.